AUGGCAACGUCUGGCUUCAAAUGCUGCUUUGAAAUCGAGGCAGCGGCUCCAGAAGUCAAUGAGGUUGACAACCACCUAAAGAGGAAAUCAUCUGAUUCAAAGUGGUAUGACUUACCUGAUGUGAAGUCCAAGAAGGGCAAGGAUGCUACAGCUACGGUGUUGAACAUUAAUUUUUGGAGAGAUGUGUCCCUUUGUUUGAAGGUCUUUGAGCCCUUGGUGAAAGUGCUACGCUUAGUUGAUGGGGAUGUGAAGCCAUCUAUGGGUAAUGUGUACGGAGAACUUCUCAAGGCAAAGAGGGAGAUAAAGGAGGCAUUUGGAAAUGUGGAAAAGAACUACAAAGAAGUCAUGGCUAUUGUUGACAAGAAAACGAAGGGUAGGCUUGAUUCUCCAACUCAUGUGGCUGCAUAUAUGUUGAAUCCCUACUACAGUUAUAGCAAUGUAGCAAUAUUCUCUGAUCCAACUGUGGUUGAAAAAUUCAUGCAAUGUGUGGAAACCUUUUAUUAUGGUGAUGAUGAUAAGGAAUAUAGGACUGUUAAUGAGGACUUGGAGAAAUUCCAAAAGAGACAAGUAAACUUCUCAAAAAAGAUGGCAAAGAGCUGUGAACGCUUUGAGUUCAAUCCGGCAUCUUGGUGGAGGCUUUAUGGAGGUGAAACACCAGAUUUGCAAAGAAUGGCUAUUAGAAUCCUCUCACUGACUUCUAGCACUUCUGGAUGUGAAAGAAAUUGGAGCACUUUUGAACAGCAUCAUACAAAGAGAAGGAAUAGGUUGACAACAGAACGUCUCAACUCUCUAGUAUUCAUCCAAUUCAAUAAUAAAUUGAUGUCCAAGAAGGAGAAGAUCGCUAGAAAGAGUAACUAUGAAGUGCUUCUAAGUAAUGAUGCUUCUGAAGCUCAAGGAUUCUUCUUUGACGGCGGGGAUGAUCAUGCAUUGGUUGUGUUUAGAGAUGAGGAAGAUGAGGGAGAAAUGCCGGGUACCGGGAUGCCAUGGAGUGUCCUUGGAGAAGCAAUGGGAACUAAUGAACAGCUUCAACCUCGUAGGAGUGCAAGAGUGGCUAGAGAGGUGGAUGAAGAAGAGUGGGAAUCUGAAUCGGAUGAUCCUGAUUAUCAAGAUGACAUUGACUAUGAAGAUGAGGAGGAUGAAGAAGCAAUUCUAAACUCCACCACAUUUGCGGAGUAA
This is a messenger RNA of Miscanthus lutarioriparius, 1176 nucleotides long. Lineage: Eukaryota; Viridiplantae; Streptophyta; Magnoliopsida; Poales; Poaceae. The record is from the annotation of a GenBank genome assembly.